Molecule: messenger RNA, 1104 nt
Organism: Diaporthe citri
Lineage: Eukaryota; Fungi; Ascomycota; Sordariomycetes; Diaporthales; Diaporthaceae
Exons: 1
Coding region: 1-1104 (367 amino acids)
Biological process (GO): generation of catalytic spliceosome for second transesterification step; RNA splicing
Cellular component (GO): U4/U6 x U5 tri-snRNP complex; U2-type post-spliceosomal complex; U5 snRNP
Source: RefSeq, a predicted model, not a curated record
AUGGACUUCGCGGCGUUGAUGUCCCAGGAGCUCGCCAAAAAGAAAGGCCCCUCCCCGUCCGACCCCAAAACAGCCGCCGACACCUCCUCCAAGUACACGCGCAAGGCCGACGCCGAAGCCGCCAGGGAAGAAGCCUAUCGCGCCGAACAGAAGCGCCUCGCAGAAGAGAAAGAAGCAAAGGCCGCCGCGAAGCGAAAACGCGAGGAGGACGCCGCGGAAGAGGCGAAGGCCAGGGAGGAGAAGCGCCGCAAGCUCGCCGAGGAGUCGAGGCGGCGCAGGGAGGAGAAGGAGGCCGAGGAGGAGCGCGCGCGGCGGAAGCGGCUGGGCCUGCCGGAGCUCAAGCGGGACGGCUCGACGCCGGCGUCCGGCGCCGAGGAUGAGGACAACGGGCAGGACGAGGUGUCGGCGCUGACGGACGAGGAGCUCACGGCCAAGUUGCGAUCGCUUGGCGAGCCUGCGACACUGUUCGGCGAGGCGCGCCCCGCGAGGGUGAAGCGGUACCGCAGGCUCACCACGGCGGUGACGCAGGGGCCGAUCCCGACGACGCUGCAGCUGGUGGAGGAGAAGGACAUGAAGGUGCCGGACGAGGUCCCGCCCGAGGGCGACAAGGAGGCGCGGCGGUGGCUCUACCGGCAGCUGGCGUCGUACUUCACCAUGGUGCUGCGCGAGUGGGAGCUCGCACUGGCGAGGGAGCGGGCCCAGGCCGGCGGCGAGCUCGAGACUAGCGCCGCGAGGCAGGCGUACAGCACCAUGGUGCAGUGCAAGCAGACCAUGACGCCCCUGUUCCGCAGGUUCGAGAAGGCCGACCUGGACGAGUCCGUGCUGAAGCCCGUCGUGGAGAUCGUCAGGGCCGCCCAGGAGCGGCGCUACGUGGAUGCCAACGACGGCUACCUGAGGCUGAGCAUCGGGAAGGCGGCGUGGCCCAUCGGCGUGACCAUGGUGGGCAUCCACGAGCGAAGCGCCCGUGAGAAGCUCCACAACGGCGAGAGGGGUCACGUCAUGGGUGACGAGGUCACGAGGAAGUACCUGCAGAGCAUCAAACGGUGUCUGACCUUUGCGCAGGUGAGAUGGCCGCCCGAGGACGUCAGGCAGCUGAUGGGCUGA